Miscanthus lutarioriparius is the source of this 705-nucleotide messenger RNA. Lineage: Eukaryota; Viridiplantae; Streptophyta; Magnoliopsida; Poales; Poaceae. The record is from the annotation of a GenBank genome assembly.
AUGGAUGGUGGCAUGUCCCGAUGGUCCGAGUAUCUAAGUGUUGAAGAACCAAUUCCUUCGGCAUUGGCAACCUGGAGGAACAUGGGUGUUGAUGGGCCGCAAGGCUCGUCUGCCAGUGGCCACAAACAUCUUCAGAUGGAGCCGGUGGUUCAACUGUCAAAGGUUGCGGAAGGCUUGCUGGCGAAAAUGUACCGGCUGAACAGCAUCCUGGACUAUCCAGAUCCAAACACGCACACAUUCUCAGAUUCAUUUUGGAAAGCUGGUGUCUUUCCAAAUUUCCCAAAAAUUUGCAUCACGCUGUCAAAAAAGUUUCCUGAGCAUCCAAACAAGCUGCAGCUGGAACGGGCAAGGAUUCAGUUUUCUUUAGCUGUAGAUAAGUUUGCUCUUGAUGCUUUAAACGCGAGAAUGCUGAAGUUGCUUCUUGAUUUGCUGGCAUUUCGUGAACAAGCUUUGCGACUUAUUUUGGAUUUGAGCAGCACGGUCAUAACAUUGCUGCCACACCAGAACUCUUUAAUUCUUCAUUCUUUUAUGGAUCUGUUUUGUUCAUUUGUCCGAGUGAAUCUUUUCUCUGACAAGAUGCCAAGAAAGAUGAUCCUCCAGGUUUACAAUAUCUUGCACGUAAUGCUAAAGGGUGGUCGUGAUUGUGAGUUUUAUCACCGUAUGUGGCGUUACCUUUGGAAAAUAAAAGUUGCUUCCACCUUUUAA